AUGUCGGCGAGCCUCGUGAGGGCGUCGCUGCCGUGGCGCUGCGGCACCGGCAGCACGGCCGCAGCCAUGGGGAGUACCCUGCGUUCUCGCCUGCGCCAGCCGGCGAGGCACGGCCAACGCGCCGGGCUCCGGUGCAGCGCCACGACGCCGCCGGGGUUCCCACCUGGCCCUUCGCCCGCCGAGGUGCCGGGCACGGCCCGCCCACCUGAAGAGAUGCCAGCCACGGCCCGUCCGCCGGAGGAGAUGCCGAGCAUCGACACGCCGCCGGAGUUCGAGCCACCGCCGCCGGGCGUGGACGUGCCGAUGCCGGGCGUGCCUCCUGGCCCGGAGCUGCCGGGCCCGUCGAUACCGUCGCCGCAGACGCCGGAGAUCCCGAAAGUGCCGUCCAACCCCGACAUCCCGCCGUGGUCGGCGCCGGAGGUCGACCCGCCGAAGCCGCCGCCGGAGGUCGUGCCGCCGCAGCCGUCCGACGUGCCGCCCCCCUUCGUGUAG
This is a messenger RNA of Lolium rigidum, 492 nucleotides long. RefSeq names its product basic proline-rich protein-like. Bases 1 to 492 code for a protein of 163 amino acids. The transcript has a single exon. The record is from RefSeq and is a predicted model, not a curated record. NCBI's taxonomy places the organism in Eukaryota, Viridiplantae, Streptophyta, Magnoliopsida, Poales, Poaceae.